UGCAGCGCUUGAUGUCAACAAAACAUGGCCGGAUUACACAGCUGCUCUCUGUAGGAGACACUCAAGGUGGACACGUCUGUCCGGGCUGUCACACGAGAGGGUUCCGUCGGUCCAUCUCCGUGUGUGUAAUAAACGCGGCUUGUCGCGUGACGACGGGAUUAUAAUGCACAAGCUCGCGAAGGCGGCGCUGGCCUUCCACGGACUCGGCCGGUGUUCAGUUACAGAGAAGCGCGUGUCUGCGGCAAACAUCCUCCGACGAGGACUCGUGUGCGCAGAGCACGGGGACGAUGGCGGCAGGAGUGAGGUGUAUGAUGUUAUUAUAUCCGGGGGAGGGAUGGUUGGAUCUGCGAUGGCGUGUUCCCUGGGCAUGGAUACCCACUUGUUGGGUAAGAAGAUUCUGCUGCUUGAAGCGGGCAACAAGAAGGUGAUGGACAAGGUCCCAGACACCUACAGCACCAGAGUCAGCUCCAUCGGCCCUGGUUCUGUCAGCCUCCUCAGCGGUAUUGGAGCAUGGCAGCACAUUUCAAAGAUGAGAUGCAAGCCGUAUCAAAGAAUGCAGGUUUGGGACGCCUGCUCUGAUGCCCUGAUCACAUUCGAUAAGGAGAACCUGCAGGACGAGAUGGCCUACAUCGUUGAGAACGACAUCGUCGUGGCCGCGCUCACCAAACAGCUGGAUGGUCUGUCCGAUAAUGUGCAAGUUAAGUACAGGUCCAAGGUGGUGAAGUACACGUGGCCAAUGCCCCACCAGGCAGCAGACUCCGUCCCAUGGGUCCAAGUCACGUUGGCCAGCGGAGAGACUCUUCAGACAAAGCUGCUGAUUGGUGCCGAUGGACCAAACUCGAUGGUGAGGAGGGAACUGGGGAUACCCACAGUCAAGUGGAAUUAUGACCAGUCUGCUGUUGUUGCUGUGCUGCAUCUAUCAGAACCCACGGAGAACAAUGUCGCAUGGCAGAGGUUCCUCCCAACUGGACCCAUUGCGAUGUUGCCGGUAAUUUAUCUGUCGGACACUGAGAGCUCUCUGGUGUGGUCGACCAGCCAUCGGCUCGCUGAGGAGCUCCUGGGGCUGGAUGAGGAGAGCUUUGUUGACGCCAUAAACUCCGCCUUUUGGAAUAACGAAAACCAGUCGGAGCUGAUUGAGACGGCUGGCUCGCUUUUCCGUGGCGCCCUGUCAGCCGUCAUGCCAUCUGCAGGUUCACCUCGACAGCUCCCUCCAAGUGUGGCUGGGAUCGGCCCAAAGACCCGGGUCAUGUUCCCUCUGGGGAUGGGUCACGCAUCGGAGUACAUAAGGCACAGAGCGGCUCUGAUUGGGGAUGCAGCCCAUCGUGUCCAUCCCCUGGCGGGUCAGGGAGCCAACCUGGGCUUUGGGGAUGUGGCUUGCCUCACGCGGCUCCUGAGCCAGGCGGCCUUUAACGGGAAGGACCUGGGAGCGAUCCAGCACUUAUUAGAAUAUGAAACCGAACGCCAGCGACACAACCUGCCCAUGAUGGCUGCCAUCGACCUCAUGAAACGCCUUUACUCCACUAACUCUGCCCCUGCGGUUCUCCUACGCACCUUCGGUCUGCAGGCGACCAACAUGCUCCCAGCUUUGAAGGAGCAGAUCAUGGCAUUUGCAAGCAAGUGAUGCGUUCGCCAGGCACUGGACGAUUAUGGAUCUCCCAAGGCUGUGAGCUAUAAAAGUGUGACUGUAAAAAAAACUAAAAUAAUAAAGAUUUAUUUUACUCUA
Messenger RNA from Scophthalmus maximus (turbot), 1723 nucleotides. It is a transcript of the gene coq6, whose product is annotated as coenzyme Q6 monooxygenase. Gene Ontology annotation, molecular function: 2-octaprenyl-6-methoxyphenol hydroxylase activity; oxidoreductase activity, acting on paired donors, with incorporation or reduction of molecular oxygen, NAD(P)H as one donor, and incorporation of one atom of oxygen; FAD binding. Gene Ontology annotation, biological process: ubiquinone biosynthetic process. Gene Ontology annotation, cellular component: mitochondrion. The transcript has 12 exons. Lineage: Eukaryota; Metazoa; Chordata; Actinopteri; Pleuronectiformes; Scophthalmidae. The record is from RefSeq and is a predicted model, not a curated record. Bases 164 to 1621 code for a protein of 485 amino acids.